Gorilla gorilla gorilla (western lowland gorilla) is the source of this 14421-nucleotide messenger RNA. RefSeq names its product TBC1 domain family member 24 (gene TBC1D24). The record is from RefSeq and is a predicted model, not a curated record. Bases 8004 to 9665 code for a protein of 553 amino acids. NCBI's taxonomy places the organism in Eukaryota, Metazoa, Chordata, Mammalia, Primates, Hominidae. The transcript is spliced from 7 exons.
GUGGCGGGUGGCGGGGCCGGGUCCCCGCUGUCACCGCGGUCGGCGCGUGCUGGGGGCGGGAGCGUGGGGGCCGGACUGCGGGCCCCAUUCGAGGCGGGGAUCCCCGGCCACGCGCGGGUUGGGGGCUCCAGAGCCCGGCAUCGCCCGGCGCUGCAGCUACGGCUUGGCCUACGGGAGGGGGCGCAGGAGCGGGACCCCCUGGGCGCGAGGCCCGAUCCCCGCCCGGUCGCUGGCCCGCGGCCCGGCCCAGGGCAUGGUGUCGUCUGGAAGUGACUGUGUCACUGUUUCCUUGGGGCGCUUUCCGUCUCCGCAGGGUCGGAAAUCCUCUUCGGGGCUCGGUGAGAUUGCAACAGAUUCUGAUACGUCCUGCCCUGUGGACCUGCAGCGGCCCCGGGCCCCGCCCCGCCCCGCCCCGCCCCGCCCAGGGAUGACACACGCCCCCACCGACCACCCGCCUGGGGGUCCGCCAGCCCCCGGCCCUGUCCAGUGGGGGGCCCCUCUGGGUGCGCCGUGCCAGGCGGCCGCUGUCCUUCGGGCCCUGGGAGGUGGAAGCCAGGGACUCCCAGCCCUGAGCCAGCACAGCGGAGGGGAGAGCCGGCCCCACCUGGGCUGGGCUGCACCUGUUCCCGCCCCCUCCAGGCGGGAGUCCCCGCGGCCUGGCCACAGGCUUUCUUUGAUGGCCGUGCCCCGCCGGGAAACGCGCUGCGGCCCCCGGGUUACUGCUUGCGGGGGUGAUAUUAAAGGCCAAAGGUUGUCUAAAAGCCACCUGGGUGGUGUGGAGGUGCAGGUGGGCUGUUAGGUUGGUGGCUGUGGUUGUGAAGCCGAUGUCACUGUCUUUACCCAGCAGCUUAUUCCAGAAAGGGGGCGUCAGCCUGCCCUUCCAGUGCCGAUAGAAACACUAGCGGGUGAUUUUUCACUGUUUUGCUGUGUUUGCUCUGGAGUCACCAGGUGACUUCCAGGCAGUGUGCAGAAGGAACCGUCCCAUUAUUUGGCACGUGGGCCGUUUCCUCCACCCGAGGUCCAGGGCUCCGUCUUCACAGUCUGUCCUCAGCACACAGUAGGCACCUGUAGAUGGCACACGUGGCGUUUCCUCCGCCCGAGGGCCAGGGCUCUGUCUUCAGCACACAGUAGGCACCUGUAAAUGUUUGCUCAGUUGCGGCGAAGACAAGGAGGCAGGUUCUUUUCAUUUUAAGGAACACACAGGGAAAAAAACCAAUCCAGAUUAGAGAAGAUCAGAAAAUCUUACGAAGAUUUUACAGUUACUGUUCCUAGCCUGUGGCGUGACCCCUGCGUGCACUGCCUUUUAUUCUGAGGGUUGAUCCUCAUCUAAUCUGAACACUCAGAUAGAGGCUUUACAUGGAGGACUUAUUGGGGAGUGCUUGCUCUACUUAGAAGCCUGUCUUUCCCUGUGAAGAGGGCUGGAGCCACACUGUUCAUCUUUGCUUCCCCCCAGCCUGGCCAGGGCCGGACCAGAGGUUUUCUCUACGUGAUGGUUGAAGUGGAUCAAGGUCCUUUUGUCGGAGUGAUAGAUGUCAACUAUUGCAGUGGCUUUCCACUGGGUUGAGGGUGACCUUCCGAGAUGCAGAAGUAAUCUAGGCAGGGUUUUCAUAACAACAAUAAAUUUGGCCACCCAGGGUCUGUAAAGUCACCUGUAGGGUAGCCUUACUAGCUCUCGCUGACUGCACCUGCCAGGACUGUCCAGCAGGCUCGAGUGACCUUGGGCAUGCAGUGUUGCUCUUAAUUAUCUACAGAUUGAGCCAAGCUCAGAAAACAUAUUAAAUGUUUGCCUUUAGAUGGUUUCUGGUUUAAAGUACAUAAGGACAAUGAAGCAGGUUACAAAAAAAGCACUUAACAUUUACCCUGUUCAAUGUUUUACCUGUCUGAGCAUACCUUUUCUGUUAUGACAACUCUGUAAAUGGAAGAAAGAAGUCCUUUUCAACUCAAAGCAGCAAUUUCAGUGGCUGUUUCAAACAUUGCCUUUCAAUUGGAGAUAAAAUCAAAGAAACAAAACCUCAGGCUUUUUGCUGAAGACCAACUUGAAUUCAUUAUUCAAUGAUUUUCUGUAUCCUUUCAACAUGCAUUUGUUAAGUGAGGUGCGGUGGCUCACACCUGCAAUCCCAACACUUUGGGAGGCUGAGGUGGAAGGAUCGCAUGAGCCCAGGAGUUCAAGACCACCUUGGGCAACAUAGGGAGGUCUCGUCUCUAUAAAAAAUUAGCCAAGUAUGGUGGCAUGUGCCUGUGGUCCCAGCUACUUGGGAAGCUGAGGCAGAAGGAUCACUCAAGCCUGGGAGCUCAAGACUGCAGUGAGCUGUGAUUGUGCCACUGCACUCAAGCCAGGGCAACAGAGUGAGACCCUGUCUCUGAAAAACAAAACAAUAAAAGUGCAUUUAUUGAAUUCACACUUCAUAGGAGGCACCAUGCCGUGUGUUCUGUGGAUUUGGUGUUAAGACUUGGUCUCUGCCCUUGAGCUUAUAGUGCAGUGAGGAGACAGGAGAAUAAACACAUGGUAGAAGCUCCCACAGAGGUGGACAGAGCCUUCUGUGGGCGCAAAGGCGUGGCAUCCAGCUGGAUUGUGGUGGGGGUGGGGCUCUGAGAUGGACUUGAGCUUCAUUUUGAAGGAUGAUCAGGACCGGCAAGAACAAGUGAGGGAAAAGUGCCUUCCCCCGAAGGGACAGUGGAUAUAAAGUGACAGGCGUGGUUCCUGCCCACCAGCUCUUGGGAGAAGGGCAGUGGUGGCCCCAGGGUAGAUGGGGUAAAGUGGGUGAGCUAGGCUGACAGCAGACUGGGAAAAGCCUUGAGUUCCACCUGGGAGUUUGAAUUCACCCUGAGUGGCAUGAAGCCUCUGAAGAUCUUGGGUUUGUGAGUGACUUGAUCAGAGGUGGCCAGGGAGGUGAAGAGGCCAAGGCCGGUUGAGGGACUGUCAUGGCACACCCAGAGAGACAUCAGGACAGAAAAGAGCAAGACUCAGCCGGGCCCGGGGGCUCACACCUGCAAGCCCAGCGUUUUGGGAGGCCAAAGCGGGGGGAACGCUUGAGCCCAGGAGUUGCAGGCUGCAGUGAGCUAUGAUUGUUCCAUUGCACUCCAGCCUGGUCAACUCUGUUUCAAAAGAAAAAAGAGAGCAAGACUCUGAGACAAGUGGCUGCAGGAUGGGAAGAGCCAGGGAAGAAGGAGGGGAUGUUCCAGGAUUGAGCGGCGGGCAGUGCCACACCCCAUGCAGAGUGUGGAGGGAGGGUGCGGGCUGGCACCAUGUGGAGAUGGCGAUGAGGUUACUGCGAGACGUCUGGGCAGUAAGCAUAUGUGUUUUGGCCUGGAGCCAAAGAGAGUGUAUUAGACGAGAGCAUUUUGGGGAUGCUGUGUGCCAUCCAAGCUGGGGACUGGGUUGGGUCUUCCCAGGAGAAUGUGUAGAGUGAGAAAAACAAGACAGAAUCCUGAACGCUGUGGACUCCUAAUACAGUCUUAAAGUCAAUAAGGGAACAGAAGGCCAGUCAGUAACCCGUUGCCUUUUGGGGGAAUGGGGCAGGGUAGUGGGCUUUUUUCUUUUUUUUUUGUUGAGACAGAGUCUUGCUCUUUCUCCUAGUCUGGAGUGCAGUGUCAGGAUCAGUGGCUCACUGUAGCCUCGACCUUCUGGACUCAAGCGAUCCCCUUACUUCAGCCUCCCAAAUAGCUGGGACGAUAGACUUUUUUCUUUUCUUUUUUUUUUUUUUUUUUUGAGACAGAGUCUCACUCCCACUGCCGUGGCUAGAGUACAAUGGAGGGAUCAUGAGAUCAUGGCUCACUGCAGCCUCGACCUCUCGGACUCAAGCAGUCUUCCCACCUUAGUCUCCUGAGUAGCUGGGACUAUAGGCGCACACCACCACGCCCAGCUAAUUUUUGCAUUUUUUAUAGAGACGGGGUCUCGCUUUGUUGCCCAGGCUGGUCUCAAAUUCCUGGACUCAAGCAGUUCUCCCACUUUGGCCUCCCAAAGGCUGGGAUUACAGGUGUGAGCCACAGUGCCUGGCCUGGCCUUUUGUCUCUUGGAGUGAAGGAUGGAGUAUGGGACGGGGGGGAUGCCAGUGUCCUUGCAGUGGCCUUCCUGUCUCACGUGUCUAUUUGCCUUUUGGGGAACCUCCAGCUUCAGUGUCGCUCUUCUCAAAGGACCUAGUUCUCCUGCAGUCUGAGGGUUGCUCGUCUCAGACGUUCCCACAGGUAGGGCUCUGAGAAAAGGCUUCUCAGACCGAGAGACCCAAGGCUGCAGAGCCCUCAGGGGCACCUCACUCUCCUUCCAGGACCCUGUUUCUGUGUGGUCCUUCAGCAUUGGCAGCAGGUACAACUUUGGAAAAAGUCUGCUAAGAACAGAGGCCACGCGUGUGAUGCGUCCCCUACCCCCUGAGUCCUCCACCUGAGGGGCGGAAUGGGUGAGGCCGGGGAAAGGCUGUGCUGCAGAAGCAGCCCCUAUCUGCCCGCGGCCGGCACGUGGUCUCCCAGGGCUGGCUGAGCCUCUGGAUAAGGUUUGAGCUGUUAUCUACACCCUCCAACAGAACCUGCUCACAGGGGCGCAGGCUUCAUGGCCUCCGAGGACUGUGCAUAUGCAGCCAUGGCUUCCUGCAACCCUCCCCAGUGUGUUCCCUUCUUUUUUUCUUUUCUCUUUUUGUUAAUUGUUUUUUUUUUUUUUCUUUUGAGAUGGAGUUUUGCUCUUGUUGCCCAGGCUGGAGUGCAGUGGUGCGAUCUUGGCUCACCACAACCUCUGCCUCCCGGGUUCAAGCGAUUCUUCUGCCUCAUCCUCCCUAGUAGUUGGGACUACAGGCGCACGCCACCAUGCCCAGCUAAUUUUGUAUUUUUAGUAGAGACGGGGUUUCACCAUGUUGGCCUGGCUGCUCUCGAACUCCUGACCUCAUGAUCCGCCUGCCUCGGCCUCCUAAAGUGCUGAGAUUACAGGCGUGAGCCACCGUGCCUGGUCGUUAAUUGUUUUUUUUUUAGAGACUGGGUCUUGCUCUGUUGUCCAGGCUGGAGUGCGAUGGUGCAGUCAUGGCUCACUGCAGCCUCAACCUCCUGGGCUCAAGCCAUCCUCCCACCUCAGCCUUCUGAGUGGCUGGGACUACAGGUUCUUGCCACCACACCUUCCUGAUUUUUUAUUUUUUUGUAGAGAUAGUAUCUUACUAUGUUGCCCAGGCUGGUCUUGAACUCCUGGCUCAAGGGAUCAUUUCACCUCAACCUUCCAAAGUGCUGGGAUUACAGGCAUGAACCACUACACCGGCCUGUUCCCUUUUUCUUACAGGUCAUUGAGAACACACCACAGGGGACCUGGGAAUCUACUGAGGAUACAGAUUUCCCACAAUCCGAGACUGUGUGUCUGCCUGAUUGUUACAUAAUUUUAAUUGGGUGCCACACACUGAGAGAGAUUGUUUACUGGUGGGCCAUCCUGUUUCCAGUAAAAGCCCUUCCAUUCACUGUGGCAUGGUAAAUGGAGCUCAUCACAUGGUCCCUUCAGCCUUUCCUUGAAUCAUUUCCACCCCUUCCCUAAUUACCCUCUGUGAUCCCUUUCCCGGCAAGGGUCCUUCUAGCCUUGCUACCUUGGUAAACCUGUGGCCUUAGGAUCGAGGUGUGGACAUUAACUUUUCUGCUCUGGCGGCUUCCUGGGCUGUCCUCUCCAUGUUCCCAGCACUCAGGGGCACUGUCCUUUCCUGGCAGCCUAGUAAAUCCCAGGCCUCUGUUUUGGGCCCUUUGGCUUCUUGGUGCCUGUUAUGCUGAAGCGUAGAACUGUCUUAGUCAGAGCCCCAAAGGACACUGACCGGCCCACGUUCUCAUGGAGCUGGGUAGCUCUGACCAGACUUGCCCUCUGGGGCCCUGUCCUUUGACCACGCUGUCUCUAUCCCUUCUGAGGCUAAGGCUUCCUCACACUGCAAGACCCAGCCGAGGCAGGCCUUGGCACUGGGAAAGCAUCGUGUCACAGCACCUGCACCUUGAAUUGGCAUCGUCAGUACACCUGACCCGGGCUGGGGUGGGGCCAUGCCUCUGUACUCCUCUGCACUCAGGUACCUGGCACACUGGCAUUCAGGAAGCAUGUCUUGAAUGCCUAUUAAAAUGAUUAGGACCGGGCGUGGUGGCUCACGCUUGUAAUCCCAACACUUUGAGAAGCCAAGGUGGGAAGAUUGCUUGAGGCCAGGAGUUUGAGACCAGCCUGGGCAGCAUAGUGAGACUUUGUCUCUACCAGACAUAAAAAGUAAAUAAAAAUAAAAUGAUUAAACAUGCACAACUCCAUCUCGAGCUGGAUCUCUCCUUAGGUCUAAAGACACUUGCUGAGAACCUGAUGUGUGCCUGGCCUUCCAAGGCACACCUGUCACUGGCUUGGAACUCAGACCAAUCAAAAUGCCUGUGCUGCUGACAGCUGAGCUCUCUUGCUCUGGUUCUCCUCCUGUGUCCUGGGGGUGUUUUUCCAGACCUGCUGUGGGGAGAACCUUUGGGCCCAGAUGAUAAAGAUCCUGAAUUAGCAGAGUCCUGUGCCAGCUCCAGCCCCUGCCUUUGGGUGGACCAGACCAGGCUGGGGAAAGAAAGAUGUCUGGCUAUGAAAGGGUGGCUGGCCAAGGUUGAGGCUCAGCCUGCCCCUGCUCAGGCUCCGAGCAGCAGGCUCAGCAGCCACAGUUAGGCAUGUUUGCACUUCCAACCAUCACAGGCAGGCAGGCAGGCCAACUGGCCCAUGGUGUGGUGACUAACACCUCAUUAAUGGUCAUACCCCUCUUGUACCUGGCAUGUGCCCUCCAUUGUGUGCCUCCAGCAAAGAGCCCACUAUCAAGUUCCCCAGUCAGCAGCUACUUGGUAGUCACUGUGGCAUGUCGGUCACCAUUAAUAUUUGAAAGAUGCCUGUGCUCUGCUUCAGGCUGAGGCAGGCACCCCUUACCUUCCUGUCAUGUGAAGAUGCCUGCAGGAAAGGUCACACCUAGGGUGGGUGGACUAGUAAUGCUCCCUGUUGUUAUUUGGCCUUCAAAAUUAAAUUUGUCUUAGGCCCAAGUGGUUUGCGAUUUCUCUGAGUCUCUGCCUGUUUUCUUCUCUGUUCCCUCCUUCCCAGGGUACACUGGACAUAGUGUGAGACGCUUGGGUGCAGAAGUCACGGUGUGGUAGCAGGGCUGGGUGGAUAAGCCAGCACCACGAUGGUGGGUGUGCUGGGCAAGGGUGAGGACAGAUGUGGACAGGAGGCGUGGAGCUCUGUGACGGCUUGGCCCUGCCCCAGAGGUCCCAUGGAGUCCUGUGAAGGAGGGGCGAUUGGACCGAGCAGAAAGCGAAAGGGGACAGGUGUGUCCUGCCUCUCUGAACAGUGACAUUCCCACAGUGUAGUGUGGGGACUGCAGUUGGCACUGUGUGGCCAGGACUCCGGAAGCUGUUGUCCGAGGGGCAGGGAGGGGCUGGGUCCUGGAGGGUGGGGGACACCAGGAGAGGGUUUCGGGUGGAGAACGGUGACCGGGUGAAGCCCUGAGUGGGCAGGAGGCUGGGAGUGGGAGCUGAAUUGCGCUGGAGACACAUGGAGUGUGAAUGUUGUGAUUGUACCGGAGACACCUGGGAAGCAGCUGGAGGGACAGGCCUGGACCUCAAAGAAGGAUUCUAGGCUCAGAAGAGGGUGGGCUCCAUUGGAGAGACAGGCACGGGCGGUGGAGGAGCAGCCGCGGAGAGGUGAGGGGAUGCCUGGCAGGGAGGCAGGCGGGAUGAGGCCCAAGGCAGCUGGGAGAUCUGGCGGCCAGCGGCGGGAGGGCCGGAAGCUGGGUGUCGUCUGCUCCUGCCAGCCACUAGGCUCAGAAGGAAAACGGAGAAGAGGUGGAGCUGGAGUGGAGCCUCAGGCCCUGUGGUUUGCUGUGUUUGGGGCCUGCUGUCACAGCACUGGGAGCCUUGGAGAGAGAUGGGGAGCUAGGAUCCCCAGAAGGGUGUGAGAUGGCAGACAGGUUUGCAGAAAACCCUCAGAAAGGGGGCUGGAGGAUUUAGCCACUCUGUCCUCCCCUUCCGGCAGCCCAGGGCCUCCUCCCGAGCACAGCGGCGCUAUGGACUCUCCAGGAUACAACUGCUUCGUGGACAAAGACAAGAUGGACGCUGCCAUCCAGGACCUGGGGCCCAAGGAGCUGAGCUGCACUGAACUGCAGGAACUGAAGCAGCUGGCGCGCCAGGGCUACUGGGCCCAAAGCCAUGCCCUGCGGGCAAAGGUGUACCAGCGCCUGAUCCGGGACAUUCCCUGCCGCACGGUCACGCCCGACGCCAGCGUGUACAGCGACAUCGUGGGCAAGAUCGUGGGCAAGCACAGCAGCAGCUGCCUGCCGCUGCCCGAGUUCGUGGACAACACGCAGGUGCCCAGCUACUGCCUGAAUGCACGCGGCGAGGGGGCCGUGCGCAAGAUCCUCCUGUGCCUGGCCAACCAGUUCCCCGACAUCUCCUUCUGCCCCGCCCUGCCGGCCGUGGUGGCCCUGCUGCUGCACUACAGCAUCGACGAGGCCGAGUGCUUCGAGAAGGCCUGCCGCAUCCUGGCCUGCAAUGACCCCGGCAGGAGGCUGAUCGACCAGAGCUUCCUGGCCUUUGAGUCGUCCUGCAUGACGUUUGGGGACCUGGUGAACAAGUACUGCCAGGCGGCCCACAAACUGAUGGUGGCCGUGUCGGAGGAUGUCCUGCAGGUCUAUGCGGACUGGCAGCGCUGGCUGUUUGGGGAGCUGCCCCUCUGCUACUUCGCCCGGGUCUUUGACGUCUUCCUGGUGGAGGGCUACAAGGUGCUGUACCGCGUGGCGCUGGCCAUCCUCAAGUUCUUCCACAAGGUGAGGGCCGGGCAGCCGCUGGAGUCGGACAGCGUGAAGCAGGACAUCCGCACGUUCGUCAGAGACAUCGCGAAGACGGUGUCCCCUGAGAAGCUGCUGGAGAAAGCGUUCGCCAUCCGCCUCUUCUCCCGCAAGGAGAUCCAGCUCCUGCAGAUGGCCAAUGAGAAAGCCCUGAAGCAGAAGGGCAUCACCGUGAAGCAGAAGAGGCAGUUUGUGCACUUGGCCGUCCAUGCAGAGAACUUCCGCUCGGAGAUCGUCAGCGUGAGGGAGAUGAGAGACAUCUGGUCCUGGGUCCCCGAGCGCUUUGCCCUGUGCCAGCCCCUUCUGCUGUUCUCCUCCCUGCAGCACGGGUACAGCCUGGCCAGGUUCUACUUCCAGUGUGAAGGACAUGAGCCUACCCUCUUGCUCAUCAAGACCACGCAGAAGGAGGUGUGUGGUGCUUACCUGUCCACAGACUGGAGUGAGAGAAAUAAGUUUGGAGGCAAACUGGGCUUCUUUGGGACCGGAGAAUGCUUUGUGUUUAGGCUGCAGCCUGAGGUGCAGCGCUACGAGUGGGUGGUGAUCAAGCACCCCGAGCUGACCAAGCCCCCACCCUUGAUGGCUGCCGAGCCCACCGCCCCACUCAGCCACUCCACCUCCUCAGACCCCGCUGACCGCCUCUCGCCCUUCCUGGCCGCUCGCCACUUCAACCUGCCCUCCAAGACCGAGUCCAUGUUCAUGGCGGGGGGCAGCGACUGCCUCAUCGUCGGGGGAGGAGGCGGCCAGGCGCUCUACAUCGAUGGGGACCUGAACCGGGGCCGCACAAGCCACUGCGACACCUUCAACAACCAGCCCCUCUGCUCCGAGAACUUCCUCAUUGCUGCCGUGGAGGCCUGGGGCUUCCAGGACCCUGACACCCAGUGACGGCCUGUGCCACGGUGACUGAGCCGUGGUGGGGCGGUGGGCCGAGGCUGGGCUGCCACCUCGGGCAGCAGAGAGCAGAUGAAACCCCCAUGUGGUAGGCAGGGUUGGGGGACGGCAGGACCCCAUGGCCAAGCCUGGCGUUGCCUGGACCUGCUGCUGCCUCUACCUGGGGUUUGGGCUGGGCUUCCCCAGUCCACCUGCAUCUGGGUCAGAGCUGGAGGGCCUGCUGUGCCCCCAGCCCCACCCAGAGCUGGCAUAGGAAGUACCUUCCUCCUCCGUGGAGGCUUUCUUAGCCCAAGGCCUUGGGAGUGUCUGGGUCUUGCUGCCCCUGAGCCUCUCUAGGCAGCCUGAGCCCCUGGGGUGGGAGUGGAACGGCAGUGGGAACGUGCAGCUAAGGGUGGGCCUGUGGUGCCCCCUGCUGGUGCCGCACAGCAUCGCGCCCUCCUGAGCAGGGCCCUGCAGCCUGGCUGGCUGGCGACUGAAUCCCAGCGUAGAUCCCGAGAACAGACUGGCACCCUUGGGCCUGCCCCCUGGCGGACCCCACCCCCUGUCCUGGGCCUUUGCCCCAGUUCCCUCCCCAGGCCUCCUGGGCCACCUCUCACAGUAACCCUUCUUGGCUGCCUCUGAGCUGCGUUUGGGAGCUGCUGGGUGGGAGGAGGAGGGUGGGAUUUGUGCUGGGCUCCACCCCCAGGGAGGGUGGGAGCUGGAGGGGGAUGUCACAUGUCCUUGUGUUUCUGCAGAGCCUGAAGCUUUUGCUGGGCCUCCCUGCGUGUUCCCAUCUGAAGAGGUAGCCCCGGGAGAGGCCCUCAGGGACCGACCCAGACCAGCAAGCUCCAUUUCCAGGGGUCUGCCCAGAGAAGCUUGGACCCAGGGGGCUUCUCAGCUCCCCUCCCUUCCAGCCCAGGCCUCCUUGAGCUCCUGUAGCCUCUGCAGCUGCCCAUUUCACCUCUUUGUCAUUGCAAUGACCUGGGUCCCAGGGUCACGCCCAAGCCCCUCUUUGUGGCAUGCUCAUCUCAGUGCAGCCCCAACUGCUUCUCUGCACCAGGCCCUGUGCCCUCCCCUGGCCCUGGCCACACAGCACCUCCUUGGCCACCUUGCAUGGAUGCAUGUCCUCCCUCUGUCCCUCUUGUGGUGCUGUGGCUGGCCACGUGUCAGGGUUUUCUGUGAGCCUCUCACCUUACAGCCUUUGGGCCCCUGGGCCCCUGCCCUGCCUGAGCCCUGCGCUGGCCAGAUGCAGGUAGGUGCCAAGGGAGGCCUUGCCUCUGGGCACUAUAGGGGGCAGCCCCCUGCCUUGUGACCUCCCUCCAUGCCCCAUGACCUCCUUCAACUGGUCUUGAGGGUCUGGGCACCACGGAGGGGAGAAGGGAGACACAGAGGCCCAAGUGGCUGUUCUGGGACCAUGGAAGCCUGGGUCACAGAGGCAGGUACCAGCAGUCCUGCCCCCACCCCCAUCCCUGCUGGCCUCCAGCCAGUGCCACUUGGAGUCCCCUGCACCGUGCCACUGUCCAUCCCCGCACCAUUGCCUGCUCCUCCCAUGGGGCUUUAGCCUCCCCUGACCAUCUGCUCACGUAGCCUCUGACUGGGCGCACAGUGGUGCAGGAGGAAGGACCGGGAACCCUGUGUGGCUUUGGGCAAGCUGACAAACCCAUCUGGAACUCAGUUUCCCCAACUGUGAAAUGGGGCCAGUCCCCAUGCCCUGCUGUCCUCCUCACAGGACUGCUGAGAGGCUCGCAGGGGGACGGGGUGAAUCCCUCUCACGGGGAGAGGUAUGGGAGGGAAUCGCCACUCAUCUCAGCCCACCGCGGCCCUCCAGGCCCCCGCCUGAGCCCCUGAGGCCCUCAUCUGUACCGCCAGCUUUGGUGUUCAUUAAACAUGGUCUUGCUGCAUCAGCUCCAGGGCUCCAAGCCGAGUCUGAUCUCUUCAGCCAGAGGGGCCUCCGGGGGCUUCCUGGGCCUACAGCCAAGCAGGUGUGGGAGGCUGCCCGCUGUAGUGCUCACCCACAUUCUAUGACUGGAAUGCUGCAAGCCUCUUCCAGAGGGAGCCCUCCAGGAGCAGGGAAGGCAUAUCCGUGGACCAUUUGUAGGUUUCCCUCUGCAAACUUCCUGAACUGGGUGGUGAUUUUUCUGGCGAGUUAAGUCCAGCAGGUUCUGCGUGGCUGCCCCAGGGGGCCCCACCCGGGCCUUCCAGUGAUCUGGACCAGGAAGACGGAUUGCUGCUGGGUCAUGAUUUCCACAUCAUGAGCGAAGUUCUUUGUUUUUUGUGUGCAUGCAAAAUAUUGUUUCUUUAAAUUUAAUAUCUUUUCCUAACUUUUCUACUAACCUAGAAGGUAUGUGUGAUUAUUAUCUUUUUUAUUCUUAUCACUGUACUUGUUAUUAUCUGAUAUUAGGUACUCCCAAAUAGAACAUAAUUUAUUUUGUUAAUGUUCUCUAUUUCUUCUGGAUUAUUUAUUAGCUUUGGAUGUUAAAAAUUAGCCAAAAGUGGCUGCUCUGCCUAUGAAGUAGCCAUUCUUUGUUUAAAAAAAAAAAGCCAACAUUUGAUGAAACUGCAUAAUAAAUUAUCAUUUGUUUUUAGAAACAUUCAAACAAUUAUUUUUUGAUUUUUUUUUUUUUUUUUUUUUUUUGAGACAGAGUCACCCAGGCUGGAGUGCAGUGGUGUGAUCUUGGCUCACUGCAACCUCUGCCUCCUGGGUUCAAGCGAUUCUCCUGCCUCAGCCUCCUGAGUAGCUGGGAUUACAGGCAUACGCCACCACGCCCAGUUAAAUUUUUUUUGUAUUUUUAGUAGAGGCAGGGCUUCACCGUGUUGGUCAGGCUGGUCUUGAACUCCUGACCUCGUGAUCCACCCACCCCAGCCUCCCAAAGUGCUGGGAUUACAGGUGUGAGCCACUGCGCCUAGCCUAUUUUUUUAUUUUUUUGAAUAGACCACUUUGUGCUGAAUAAAUGUUUAACAUUUAUUUUUAAAACAACAAUUGAACCUAAUUUAAAAUAGUUUAUUAAAUGAAUUCAUUAAAGCAGAUUAUAUGCCUUUGGGGCUUCAGAUAAUCAGUUUAAACAAAAGAACUUAUGAGAGUAAGUCAUUUGUACUUGAAUUUUUUCAGAGUUUUAAUGAACUAAAGUAUUUUAAUUUUUCUAUUUUUGUAAGCCGCGUAGUUCAUUUUUUGAGUUUUUCAGUGGAAUUUGUUUUAAAACGUUUUGAAGAUUUCAGAGGCCUUCAUAUUUCUCUUAUCCACUUUCUGAACCCAUAAAGCCUUUGCAGUCUCCUUGAGUAGUUUAUAUUUAGUAAUUUAGUUGUGUACCUUUUUAUUUUGAAGUAAUUUUUGAUUUGCAGAAGAGUUGCAGAGACGGUACAGGGUUUCCAUGUACCCUCACCUUCCCCCAUGUCAAUAUCAAAACAAAGAAAUAAGCAUUGUUGCAUUGCUGUUAACUAAACCACAGGCCUAUUGAGAUUGCCCCCUUUUUUUUUUGAGACAGAGUCUCGCUCUGUCGCCCAGGCUGGAGUGCAGUGGCGCAAUCUCGGCUCACCGGAAGCCCCGCCUCCCGGGUUCACGCCAUUCUCCUGCCUCAGCCUCCUGACUAGCUGGGACUACGGGCACCCGCCACCACGCCCGGCUAAUUUUUUUAUAUUUUUAGUAGAGAUGGGGUUUCACCGUGUUAGCCAGGAUGGUCUUGAUCUCCUGACCUCGUGAUCUGCCCUCCUCGGCCUCCCAGAGUGCUGGGAUUACAGGCGUGAGCCACCGCGCCCGGCCGAGAUUGCCCCGUUUUUUUCCCAGUGUCCAGGAAUCGAUUUAAUUUUUACAGUUAUUUACUUUCUCACAUUUUUACUAAGUCCAGAAUAUCAUCAAACUCACAAAACCACUGGUCAAAAAAACCCAAAUGGCCACUAAUUAGGCAAUACAGCACCUGCCUCAAAUUUGGGUUCAUAUGGAUUUUUUCCUCCCUUUUUGUGGAGAACAUAGUCUUGCUGUGUUGCCCAGGCUAGUCUUGAACUCCUGGACUCAAGCGAUCCUCCCGCCUCUGCCUCCCUAAACUCUGGGAUUACAGGUGUGAGCUGCUGUGCCCAGCUCAUCCAGAUUCUUGCUGGUUCUCUUUCUCAGCCUAAAUGUCUUGUUUUCGUGGAGAAAUUAUCAAAUGAAGCAGGAGUGCCAAACAAGCCUCAUAGGCUCUUCACCCUACAACAUCUAUGUUAGGUAGAAAAGUAUGUGGAUUUUUAAAAAUAAUCUGGUAUAAAGAGUUUUUAAGAACUAUCUUCAUCAUCUUAGUAUCAGAUUGUGCUUGAGAAGUUAGGUACAAUGUAAUGUGAUUCAUUGCUAAAAACAAAAUGCCUCCCACAAUUGCAGACUCACUCAUUUUACCAAACUAUGGAAUUUGUCAACACCUUUGCUUGGGACCAAGGAAGCAAAGUCAGUGGAUACCGUGUCCUGUAGACAUGUCACCUGUGAUAAGGCACGGACAACAUGAACUGGCAAAGACAUUGGCAUUUGGUCAAAUGCUUAUGAGCUAAGGAUAGAAGGGAAAAAUAGUUGUGUGAAUAAUUUUACCUCUUAGUUCUUAUGAAGGACGGUUAUCGGGCUGGAAAAAUGUUUAUUGGACUGAUGCUUUGGAGCCUCUCAAUGAAUGUAAUAAAAAAAAAUGUGUAGUGAGCACAAAUGUAUGGAUUUGCAGCACAAUCCAACUUUGAAAAUGUGAAAAUAAGUGAGUUAGUGAUAUGUUUGGUUGGUGUUAAUUUGAGUCCUAAAUAAAAUCGAGUACUGGUAAAAGAA